AUGUUCCCGGCCAGCCUGUGCCUCGUCGCUGCGCUCCUGCCCGCCGCCUCCGGCUACCUCUGGGCGUGGAUGUACUCCCUGCCCCAGCACCCGCCGGGCGAAGCCACCCUGGGCCGCAGCGCCAAGGCCCCGGGCAGCCCCGAGGAGGCAACGGCGACGUGCAGCCCAGCCAGCCCCUGCGCCCCAGGACGCUUCUGCGACGAGCACUUCGGGCUGUGCCUGCCCCGGCGCCAGGAGGGCCAGUACUGCCGCCGCGACGCCCACUGCGCCCGCGGCCUCCUCUGCAUGUUUGGCAAGUGCCAGCAGCCCGCGCCGGACGGGCAGGAGGGAGCCCGCUGCCGGGGGGACGAGGACUGCGGCGCCGGGGCCUGCUGCGCGCGGCAGCACGGCGAGCGGGUGUGCAAGAGGCGGCUGGCGCUGGCGCAGGGCUGCCACGUGCCCCCCGGGGGCCUGGCCUUCAGCAUCAACCAGCUGUGCCCCUGCCUCGAGGGGCUCGUGUGCCGACCCGGCGAGCCCGGCCGAGAGAAGGCGACCGAGUACCGGCCCGAGAAGAGUGAGUGGCGAUGCCGGCAGCCCUGA
Messenger RNA from Rhea pennata, 579 nucleotides. Its product is annotated as dickkopf-related protein 3-like. Gene Ontology annotation, cellular component: extracellular region. NCBI's taxonomy places the organism in Eukaryota, Metazoa, Chordata, Aves, Rheiformes, Rheidae. Gene Ontology annotation, biological process: negative regulation of canonical Wnt signaling pathway; multicellular organism development. The record is from RefSeq and is a predicted model, not a curated record. Bases 1 to 579 code for a protein of 192 amino acids. Gene Ontology annotation, molecular function: receptor antagonist activity; co-receptor binding. The transcript has 4 exons.